Molecule: messenger RNA, 951 nt
Organism: Cercocebus atys (sooty mangabey)
Lineage: Eukaryota; Metazoa; Chordata; Mammalia; Primates; Cercopithecidae
Product: general transcription factor II-I repeat domain-containing protein 1-like
Exons: 12
Cellular component (GO): nucleus
Molecular function (GO): DNA-binding transcription factor activity
Source: RefSeq, a predicted model, not a curated record
AUGCCAUCUUGGGUCCCAGGAACUGCCUCCUCACUUGGCUUCUCUCCCCCUGCCCUGCCCCCAGAGAGGGACUCCGGGGACCCUCUGGUGGACGAGAACCUGAAGAGACAGGGCUUUCAAGAAAAUUACGACGCGAGGCUCUCACGGAUCUACAUCGCCCACACGCUAAGGGAGCAGGUCCAGGAGCUUUUCAAUAAAAAAUACGGCUCCGUGAUCAUUGAGGGGCUGCCCCCGGGAAUCCCGUUCCGAAAGCCCUGCACUUUCGGCUCCCAGAACCUGGAGAGGAUUCUUGCCGUGGCCGACAAGAUCAAGUUCACAGUCACCAGGCCUUUCCAAGGACUCAUCCCAAAGCCUGAUAUUAAGCAGCUUUCUCAAGGCCACACAGCAUAGUCGGUUUUCAAACCUCAGAAGCAACAGCAGGACCGGGCACAACCGGAUAAAGAUGACGCCAACAGACUCGGGGAGAAGGUGAUCCUGCGGGAGCAGGUGAAGGAACUCUUCAACGAGAAAUACGGUGAGGCCCUGGGCCUGAACCGACCAGUGCUGGUCCCUUAUAAACCGAUCCGGGACAGUCCAGAUGCCGUGGAGGUCACGGGCCUGCCUGAUGACAUCCCCUUCCGGAACCCCAACACCUACGACAUCCACCGGCUGGAGAAGAUCCUGAAGGCCCGAGAGCACAUCCUCAUGGUCAUCAUUAACCAGCUCCAACCCUUUGCAGAAAUCUGCAAUGAUGCCAAGGUGCCAGCCAAAGACAGCAGCAUUCCCAAGCACAAGAGAAAGCGGGUCUCGGAAGGAAAUUCCAUCUCCUCUUCCUCCUUGUCUUCCUCUUCCUCAUCCUCUAACCCGGAUUCAGUGGCAUCAGCCAAUCAGAUCUCACUCAUGCAAUGACCAAUGUACAUGGUGGACUAUGCUGGCCUGAACGUGCAGCUCCCCGGACCUCUUAACUACUAG